AUGCCUUCCAUAUAUGCGCCUCCCAUGCCAAAUCACACUUUUUUCCAGGACAAGUCACAAAACGGACCUGCCAAAUCACAGUUUGGAUCACACUUUUUGGCGGGUGGGAGACUUGACUUGUCCUGGAAUCACACCUCCCCAACACUUGUCCUGGACCCUGAGUGUUUUCUCCUCCACAUGCACAAGCUAUUUUCGGCAUCAAGGUUUGGCAAGUCCACCCACAAGAAAUGGAUUUACUCCGAAGCGCCUCCCGAGCUUACGAAAUGGAACGCCGAUCCAUUCAAUUUUGGCAUUCGGUUUUGUGAAAUUGAGCUAGAAAAGAACCACCUCCCAAGUUUUGGGAAUAUGGCACCCAGCCGUUCGAAGUCGGCGUGCGGUUUUGUGGAAAAUAAGGUCUAUUGCCAGAAAUUGAGGCCUACAGAAAUUGGGGCUUGCAGAGGAUUAAGGCCUCUUACUCCAGAAAUUAAGGUCACAGGACAAGGGGAACAACCUCCCAAGUUUGCGAAACAUGACACCCAACCGUUCAAACUCGGUGUUUGGUUCUGCAGGGCAAUAAGGUCUCUUACCCUAGAAAUUGAGGCUCACAAGGCAGUAAGGUCUCUUACCCUAGAAAUUGAGGCUCACAGGAACAACCUCCUGAGUUUUCGAAACAUAGCGUCUAACCGUUCAAAGUCGGCGCUCGGUUCUGCGGAGAAAUGA
Messenger RNA from Laccaria bicolor S238N-H82, 699 nucleotides. RefSeq lists its product as uncharacterized. The coding region runs from base 1 to 699 and encodes 232 amino acids. Lineage: Eukaryota; Fungi; Basidiomycota; Agaricomycetes; Agaricales; Hydnangiaceae. The transcript is spliced from 12 exons. The record is from RefSeq and is a predicted model, not a curated record.